AUGAAAAGUUUGAAAGGUAAGAUAUAGAGGAGAAUUUAAUGUAUAUCUGUACAUCAGUUUUCUCAGACAUUAUGAAAAGUGCUUGGGAAAUCAAAAAAUUACCUCCCUAAAGUACCAUAAUGCUUUUAUUAUCUUCAAUUUUUUUUCUUGUUGGUUUUUAGUCAAAAAUAUUUAUUAAUUUAAAAAAUAUCAAAUAUGUUUAAUAACUUGUUUAAUAUUAUUUAAGUAAAUAAUAAAUAUAAUAUACUAAUUGUUUAUUUAUAAUUAUUAUUUAUGACGUUGUUAUUUAAUUUAUUUUGUGUGGAAAGUGGCGUGCCCAUCGCUCAGUGUACCUUAAUAAGUACACUGCAAUAGCCCUACCCUGACCUUAAGUGGUUGGGGUAGUCUGGUCCUCCAGGUUGGGGGUUUAGCGCAGGGUUAACAACCUUGCCUAGUAAAACAAGUUUUGUUCAGGACCCUAACACCAAGCCUCGGGAUAGAUUAUUUGGAAAAAAGACUGGCAACUGGAAAUCGGAUUUAUUUUGUGGUACUUGGAAUUUACAAACUUUAUUUAAACAAGGAGCAGCAGAGAAAUAUAAAAUAAGAUGUAUUGCCCUGCAAGAAGUGAGAUGGGAAGAUGCAGGAUCUAGUAAAAUUUCUAAAAUAAACCAUCAUUAACGGAAAUAGUGAACAAGGACAUAGAUUAGGGAUUGGUUUCGCGAUACAUGAAUCAAUAAUCUACAUGGUGAAGGACUUCAGGGAUAUUAGUCCAAGAAUCUCCAUGCUAACACUAAAGACCAGAGAUUUUUGAAUAGUUCUAAUUAAUGCUCAUACNAUAUUAGAAAGUAAAUAUAUUUCUGAACGUUUACAUCAUUGGAUUUCAUUUACAUCAAGGACUUCAGGGGUAUUAAUCCAAGAAUCUCCACGCUAACACUAAGGACCAGAGAUUUCCGAAUAGUUCUAAUUAAUGCUCAUGCACCAACCGAAGAAAAAGACAAUGAAGAGAAGGAAGAGUUCUACUCUACACUAGAAGACAAUGGAUACAGCAGUUGGUGAUGUUAAAAUAGUUCUAGGGGAUUUUAACGCUAAAAUCGGUAAGGAAGCGCUGUAUAGAGCGGUAAUUGGGACACAUAGCCUAUAUGAGGUUUCGAAUGACAACGGUAUGAAACUGAUUAAUUUUGCAGUAGGAAAAGGACUAUGUUCCCUCGCAAGGAGAUUCCUAAGUACACAUUGGUAUCACCUGAUGGAAAAUAUAAGAAUCAGAUAGACCACGUUCUGGUAAAUGGGAGGUUUAGAAAUGGAAUUACUAAUGUUCCAACAUUACGUGGGGCAGACUCUGAUUCUGAUCAUUUACUAGUGGGUUUUUGGGUACAUAUAUAG
Molecule: messenger RNA, 1359 nt
Organism: Cinara cedri
Lineage: Eukaryota; Metazoa; Arthropoda; Insecta; Hemiptera; Aphididae
Source: the annotation of a GenBank genome assembly